GUAUGAGGACCAUAGAUGCUAUUAUCUCAUUUUCGGUCUUGUAAAUGCUGAAACUGUGUAAGAAGAGCCAGAGUUUGGCGAAAUGACGUUGUAAUUGCCACCGCCAAGUUACGUACCCCUUCGCCCCCGAGCGCUCUCUGCCCCGACGCAGCCAAGCCCUCUCCUAUCGCCGUUUCCCCCAACCCUAGCCACCGCCGCCACUCCGCCGCCGGGCCGUCGACCGCAGCGAACCUUCCCCGACCCUUUCGCUCCGUACUCCCCGCCGCUCCCCUCGUCGACCCUUUCCCUCCCUAUACCCGGCGGCCGUCGACCGAUCUCAGCUGAAGCGGCAGCAAUGGCAUCGUCAGUGCUGGAGGCCACACGAGCGGCGCACGAGGACAUCGAGCGGUUAGAACGCCUGGUGGUGCGCGAGCUGCAGCGAGAUCCCGCCAAUGCCCGUGACCGCCUCUUCCAGUCCCACCGCGUCCGCCACAUGCUCGACCUCGUCAUCUCCACCUCCGACAAGCUCGUUGAAAUCUACGAAGACAAGGACGGUGCUAGGAAGGAUGAGAUCUCCUCCCAUCUUACCGCGCCGGUGCAAAGCGACAUCUUCCCCAAGUACUAUGAAAGGCUCAAAGAGAUCCGUGAUUACCAUAGGCGGAAUCACUCUGCCCGUUUCAUCAGCGAAACUGACGAUUAUGAGGAGCUACUAAAGGAGGAACCGGCUAUUGAAUUCACUGGCGAGGAGGCAUUUGGCCGGUACUUGGACUUACAUGAGCUCUACAAUGAGUUCAUAAAUUCCAAGUUUGGAUCGCUAAUGGAAUACUCAGCAUACGUUGGUACUUUUGCUCAGACUGAAAAAAUCUUGCAUAGUCUAAAAGCUACCAGGCAAUACAAAGAAUAUUUGGAGCAUAUUUUGGAAUACCUGAUGUCAUUUAUGUAUCGUACAGAGCCAUUGCAAGAUAUUGAUAAAAUUUUUACAAAGUUGCAAAGUGAGUUCGAAGAACAGUGGGCCAAUGGCGAAGUACCUGGAUGGGAGAAUAAGGGCACAGAGAAAAAAUCUGAAUCGCAAGAGUCUGCAGUAGACCUCGAUUACUACAAUAUUGUUGAAGAGCUUGUAGAGCUUGGUCCGGAAAAGUUGAAAGAGGCUUUAACUGCUCGUGGAUUGAAGGGUGGCGGCACUGUUCAACAGCGUGCUGAGCGCCUUUUCUUGCUGAAGCAUACACCCUUGGAACAAUUGGAUCGUAAGCAUUUUGCCAAAGGUGAUGAUUUGAAGAAGGAAAUUGCUUUGGUUGAAGUGAAGAUGAAGCGCUUAUGUGAGAUUCUCGAUGAGGUCAUUGUAAGAACAAAGGAAAAUGCGGAGAAGAAGCUGACUUUGACCUAUGAAGAAAUGGAAGCAGAACGGGAAGAAGAAGAAGUACAAGCUGAUAGUGAAAGUGAUGACGAAGACCAACAAAUCUACAACCCUCUCAAGUUACCAAUGGGUUGGGACGGGAAACCUAUCCCCUAUUGGCUCUAUAAGCUUCACGGUCUUGGUCAGGAAUUCAAGUGCGAGAUAUGUGGUAACCACAGUUACUGGGGGCGAAGGGACUAUGAGCGCCAUUUCAAAGAGUGGCGCCAUCAGCAUGGGAUGCGAUGCCUUGGUAUUCCUAAUACCAAGAACUUCAACGAAAUUACAUCCAUUGAGGAGGCGAAAGCACUGUGGGAGAGGAUACAAGCAAAGCAAGGGCUGAACAAGUGGCGGCCAGACUUGGAAGAGGAGUACGAAGACAAGGAUGGCAACAUCUACAACAAAAAGACGUACACUGACCUGCAGCGCCAAGGCCUGAUAUAGAUAUGCGAUUCUUGUGCGUUGGGGUUUGGACGGCGCUAAAUCCAUUGAAACCUGCUGACCUUGAUGGUCGCUGCAACUCUGUAUUAGCUUGCGUUAUAUACUCUGCAAGAUGUUACUCCGUGUUAUAUUUUACGCGCCGGAGUACUUGGGAGCUCAACUUCCUUCUUCGGGGUACAUUGCACAUUAUGCUCUAUAAUUGGUCCAUCUUACUCCGUGUUC
Triticum aestivum (bread wheat) is the source of this 2032-nucleotide messenger RNA. RefSeq names its product splicing factor SF3a60 homolog. Gene Ontology annotation, biological process: mRNA splicing, via spliceosome. NCBI's taxonomy places the organism in Eukaryota, Viridiplantae, Streptophyta, Magnoliopsida, Poales, Poaceae. The record is from RefSeq and is a predicted model, not a curated record. Gene Ontology annotation, cellular component: spliceosomal complex. Gene Ontology annotation, molecular function: RNA binding.